GAGAAUGUGUUAUCUCUAUGUGACCACUAGAGGGCUGAGGAGAUUUCUAGUAGUGGAGGGAAGGGAUCACAACCCUGGCUCCACCUGAUGCUUUUCAAACCAGUUUAUAUUUCAGCCCCCACCUGUUUCAGCACCUGUCUUGUAAAUAACAUUAUACAGGGUCAAACUAAGGUAGCAGCAUAAAUCUAUAUUUUUACGGCGACGGCUUUUACCAAGAGUUUACAAAGAUGCCUAAAAAAGAGUCCCUAUCACUGAACAAAUCUAACUGACAAACAUCUAACUGGCUAGUAAAUAAUCCAGUCAGGAAACCAGCCAUUAUAUCUGGCAUGUCCAGGCUAGUCAUCGUCCAGCAAAGUUACAGUGUGUUCCUUGGCUAUGCUGUGUGGUCCAGUCCUGGUCAAAUACAUCCCCUCAGUGGACAUAAGACUACGCUCUUAUAUUACAGCCUUGGCACAGCCACAUUUUCUAAUUAUAAAGUGGAAAAUCAUAUUUCAAACUAUUUGAGCAACAACAAAUUUGAACGGAAUCUUUCAAUAUAAUCUUGGCAUUUAUAGUUCUGAAGCAUCUUACUAUACAGUGAAAAGUAAACAUUUUAUAUAUAUAUUUUAAAUAUUAUCGGGUUUUCUAUGGGAAAAAAACUCUGAAAUACCCCACAAGACCCAUCUGCUUUUUUAGGGAUAUAUGACCUGCAGGAGUUACAUUGAUAAGAGGUUAUCCUCCUAUCUAACUUAGAUAAGAGGAUGUUAGAAGGUUAACAGAACUAAUUUACAACUACUCUCCUCAAAUACUGAUGGACCAGUGUUACGCUGCCUGCUGUACUAAAUUGAUGUAUUGAAGUAUUUGAUAAAUGUCAUUGAGCCAGGUUGAAUCAGAACUUGUUUGUCUGAUGAAACAAUGUCCCUAGAUGCUUAGGAAUGCACCAGAGGUCAGAUGACGCACGACCAAAUUUAGGACCAAAGAAAAAAAAGUGAUGAUGACAAAGGGUGUCGAUGAUUGACACCUGUAAGCAUUGAACGCCCAGUCCAGAUUUCACACCUCCGUCCCUGCCGCCAGUCACUCAAGGACACAUCCUGCUCUACCGCACAUCACAUGCCAGGAUUCCUCCAAUCACUGCCCGCCUCUGUGUUUGAAUGGAGGCCCUUCGCUAAUGAGCUGCUAGAUGAGAAGCGUCGUCUCAGACCGCUUCCUGGAAAGAGAACCCCUUCUUCUCACAUUCUAAGAACGGGGUCAAUAUGAUCUCGUCAAAAUGUUUACGAUUGCGUCACGCCAUGCUAUCUGCUUGUAAUGAUAUACCAGAUGGGGUUGGAUCCAAGCGCAGAGUGCAGAUUUAUUAGAAAACUAAGGUCAGUUACAGGACACGUAUACUCAACAAGGCUCGGACUGAACUGCGAAACAAGAUCAAGACUUUGCACCGGACACUCCACAAACAGACACUUAAAUACUAAAACUAAACAAGACACAGGUGUAGCCGAUUGUCCUAAUACUUCGGGGAUGCUAAUUGGCAGCCAAUUAGCUACAGAAGGCUCUGGCAUGACACUGCUUCAGCUGUUUCGCCUGGUUAGGAUAGGGGCCUCAUGAGAAGCUAUGAGACUGGAUUCCAGUCACUCUCUCUGACGUGUGUGAGAGAAAUAUGUUUUUUUUCUUCUUCCUGUCCACGUGCACGUAUGCCUACACCACGCUGUACAUAAAGGUCAGAGUAGACAAUAAGAAUGGGGAAGUCAAGCAUCCGUGUGUGCCUUGCUGAACUGUGACAUGGGUGUGUGUGUUUCUGAACGCUUGUCCCAAGCAUGUCCCAGUGCAUGCUUCUGUGUGUGCGUGCUCGUGAUCGCUUGAACAGAUCGAUAUCGGCACAAGAGCGUGUCGCCGAGGGAGUAUGUGCGCUUGCGCUCGCAAACGCGUCCACCCACGCGUGCGCGUUUUUCGCGAGCGCGCGUGUCCACGCGUGCAAUGGGCGGCCCCCCCUCUCAACGCAGGCCCGUCUCCCUUCUCUCUCGAACGACAUAAAAGCCGCUUAUUUGCUCUCGAGCGGUGUGGUGCCAUCUAUAAUAGUGUGACACUGUCUGGGCACCAGGGGGGAGCAGCGGGGAGAGUUCCGGAGUGAAUAAAGUUAAGCCAUGUGAACCCUGUGCCCUGCUGCGUCUUUAUUCUAUACUGUAAGAACCUGACGCGACAAGCGGCGCGUUCGCAGGGAAAUAGGCGGCGUCCACGAAGCGAGGCAUUGUCCCUCUGAAUUUAACAGGGAGACCAGGUAUUAUUCCUGAAGUGGCCAGCCCUCUCUUUCCCCUGACCCCCCUCCUGUCUCUCCCUCAGCCCUCCUUUCGCCGCCGAACAAAAUACCCCAGCCUUCCUCGUCACACCGCUGUCACCGCAGCCGCACUCGCCGUUUGCGUUGACGACACUGAAACGUGCGUCCCAGCCCGGACAGAAACGUGUGUGUGAGCGUUCCAGCGUGUGUGUGUGUUUGUUGAGGAAGGGGGGGGGGGGUUUGGAAGAUGUGUGAGUCCGUUCAGAGUUUGCUGUGAUGUUAGACCUGCGUCAUCAGAGCUGCACUUAGCUGCCCUAGUUAGGCUCUAAUGGGAACUCAGUGACUGCGUGUGUGAGCUUGUGUGCAUGUGUGUGAACUGUCAGUGUGCCAAGCCACAGCGUUACAAACCGUGGCAUUUGAGUUACUUCGUUCUGAACUCAUUGUCCAGUGCCCAUUCCUUCGGGUGUUCCUGUUGAUUGACAGGUCAGACAGACACCUGUCUGGUGUAAGCGCACAGAUCCAGCUGUGAACCAAACAACCUAUGAGGUCAUAACGGUUAGGUUGUAACACAGCUUCAAUGAAAACAUUUGUCCAAACUCGACAAAUAAUUUGAGGGGAAAAUGGCACAGUAACACAAUGUCUGCUGUCUGGAGGCAUUUUGGCUUCAAUUGUAAAGGAGGAGUCACUGAACAAGGCCCUCUGUCACCUAAGCACACACCUCUUCAACCCUGUUGCUUGUGUAAUCUUUAUGAAUAACCCCCAAAGCCCUUCUCUCCUGUCUCAUCCUUCAACCCUGACUGUUUGUUAUCCCUCUCCCCUCCUCCCCACAUUCCUCAGAUGUCACUCCCUCUUUCUCUUUCUUUUCGUACGCCUUCCUUUUUCCUCCUUCAUCUCCCUCUCCUCUUUGCUCUCUGUUUUGUCUUUGUUGUUUGGGUUGCUGUUGUGGUUGGAGUGCUCAACCUGUGACGACUUCCUCCGUAUUUCUCCGUGGUUUAUGACAUGAUCCUGUUCGCGAUUCUGUGCAGUCCUGUUCCUGGGCACACACGCCUCUGUGUGCUCUCCUUGUGUGCUCUGCAACACGUUGCUGCGUCUACAUGCUGUCAGGGUAGGUGUUAGGUUACCGUGGCAGCAGCCUGACUGACACGAGAGCCAGAGGCUGUGUUCGUUCACUGGACAUGAACAGGAGUCCCGCCCUCGAGAGAACGACUGUGAGCAGCCCUUCCCGCUAUGACAGCGCUCAGACCUGCAAGAAGCAGAGAGAGCAAGAGAGGGAGGGCAAGGGGAGAGAUAGUCAAGAGGGAGGAGCGCACGAGGACAGUGGAAAGGAGGUACUGACAGAGGGGAGAGUUUGUGGGGAAGAAAAGCAAUGAUACAUCUUGAGAAAGAGGUGCUAGCGCUAGCGGGAAAAGAGAUUGGCGAAAAAGAAUAAGGGACACCCACUCAUUGGUCAAGACGGAAGGCAGAAGGCGUGUGUCCCCUCUCUGACUUCCACCCAGUCUAGCUGAGGGGCUCAGCUGCUACACCACCUCCCAGACUUGAGGCCCUUAACCUGGGCAGGAGGACUACGGGACUGGGACUACCCAACCACCUAGAAGGAAUACAACCACAGGACCUACCUACAGGAGUCUAAAAGUGAUUUGACCGAGUUUUCCAGGGACAAGAGUUGGACUGACAGACCCAGAGGGCUGGCUACUGGUGUACAGCAGGAAAGGAGGAGAAAGGACCUGUCGGUGUGGUUGUGGAGAGUGUUUAUACCAAGGGAUUCGCGGGCACCUGUGGUCCGACUACGGUAGCAGCUCUGGGUCGGGAUCAGAAAGGGGUGUGUUUGUUUGUGUGUGUGGCACAGUAUGAGUAUCGUUUUGAAGCCCCGCUCACGUUCUACCAGCUCUCUACGGAACACAGAAGGAAUCUGUUUCGAUGUGGACAACGGGACGUCGUCGGGUCGCAGCCCCCUGGACCCCAUGGCCAGCCCGGGUUCAGGCCUCAUCCUGCAGGCCAACUUUGUCCACAGCCAACGGAGGGAGUCCUUCCUCUACCGCUCGGACAGCGACUAUGACCUGUCACCCAAGUCCAUGUCCCGCAACUCCUCCAUCGCCAGCGACAUUCAUGGUGACGAUAUGAUUGUAACACCAUUUGCACAGGUUCUGGCCAGUUUAAGAACUGUACGGAAUAAUUUUGCUGCAUUAACCAAUUUACAACAAGAAAGAGAAAGGGCAAACAAAAGAUCACCCAUGUGUAAUCCACCCCCUAUCACCAAGACCUCCUUUACAGAGGAGGCCUACCAGAAGCUAGCCACAGAGACUCUGGAAGAGCUGGACUGGUGCCUGGACCAGCUGGAGACCCUGCAGACCAGACACUCUGUCAGUGAGAUGGCCUCCAACAAGUUCAAGAGGAUGCUGAACAGGGAGCUCACGCACCUGUCUGAGAUGAGCCGGUCGGGGAACCAGGUGUCAGAGUUCAUCUCCAGCACCUUCCUGGACAAGCAGCACGAGGUGGAGAUGCCCUCUCCACAGACACAGAAGGAGAAGGACGAGAAGAAGAACAAGCCCAUGUGUCAGAUCAGCGGCGUGAAGAAGCUGCAGCACAGCUCCAGCCUCACCAACUCCAACAUCCCCCGCUUCGGAGUCAAGACGGAGACGGAGGAAGAGCUGGCCAAGGAACUGGAGGAUGUGAAUAAAUGGGGCCUUAAUGUUUUCAAAGUCACAGAGUUCUCUGGGAACCGGCCACUUACAGUCAUGAUGUAUUCCAUAUUCCAGGAGAGAGACUUGUUAAAAACGUUCAAAAUUCCACUCGACACCUUUAUAACCUACCUGAUGACCUUAGAAGACCAUUACCAUGGCGAUGUGGCCUAUCACAACAACAUCCAUGCUGCUGAUGUGACCCAGUCCACACAUGUGCUGCUAUCCACCCCUGCUCUAGAGGCUGUCUUCACAGAUCUGGAGAUCCUGGCAGCCAUCUUUGCCAGUGCCAUCCAUGACGUCGACCACCCAGGAGUCUCUAACCAGUUCCUCAUCAGUACCAACUCUGAGCUGGCCCUCAUGUACAAUGACUCGUCAGUUCUGGAGAAUCACCACCUGGCUGUGGGAUUCAAGCUGCUGCAGGAGGAGAACUGUGACAUCUUCCAGAACCUGACCAAAAAACAACGACAAUCACUACGCAAGAUGGUCAUAGACAUUGUCCUAGCGACUGACAUGUCCAAGCACAUGAACCUGCUGGCUGAUCUGAAGACAAUGGUGGAGACCAAGAAGGUGACCAGCUCUGGAGUCUUGCUGCUGGACAACUACUCUGACAGGAUACAGGUUCUCCAGAACAUGGUGCACUGUGCGGACCUCAGCAACCCUACCAAGCCCCUGCAGCUGUACCGGCAGUGGACUGACCGCAUCAUGGACGAGUUCUUCAGCCAGGGGGACCGGGAGAGGGAGCGAGGCAUGGAGAUCAGCCCCAUGUGCGACAAACACAACGCCUCGGUCGAAAAGACCCAGGUGGGGUUCAUAGACUACAUCGUGCACCCCCUGUGGGAGACAUGGGCCGACCUGGUGCACCCGGACGCCCAGGACAUCCUGGACACCCUGGAGGACAACAGGGAGUGGUACCAGAGCACCAUCCCCCAGAGCCCCUCUCCUGCCCUGGACGAGCCCGACGACGGCAGCCGGCCGACCGGAGGGGACAAGUUCCAGUUUGAACUCACCCUGGAAGAGGACGGAGAGUCCGACACAGAGAAGGACAGUGGGAGCCAGCCCGAGGAAGAAGAGGUGGAGGAGGAAGAGGAGGAGGAGGACGACGAGAACAGCUGCAGUGACUCUAAAACCCUCUGCACGCAGGACUCGGAGUCGACAGAGAUACCGCUGGAUGAGCAGCUGGGGGAGGAGGUGGAGGAGGAGGAACAGAGAGAGGUCGAGGGAGAAUGCUCUUUCACGCCAGACUGUGUAGUCGAAGAAGGGGAAGGGGAGGAAAAGAAACAGGAAGAGGAGAAAGGGAGAAAAACUGCUGACACAUAGCAGUGUGUAUGGACAGCUAACUGACUCGCUGCACCUCUUAGUAAUGAAAGAUAAAUUAUUUUUUGGGUUUUGUGGAGUUUGUCUGUUUUUUAUACGUCCAUGUUUAUGGUUCCAAAGCGCACGCUGCUUGUCACCUUGGCCUCUCCCCCUCUUCUUUAUCCCACUGGUCAGCUUUUCAGACACACACACCGGUACUUCUACAAGUUUUUGCACUCAGGAAAACUCUCUUUCCAUUCCAGUUUGAACUUAAGUGGUCGGUGUUUCGUUUAAACCUCAUCCCUGUGAGUUGAAGUUACAUUUAAGAGUUUGGAUCAGCUGUUUCUCCCCCCCCCCCCACAUACACAUAACCUUUCUCACACUACACCCCCCCCCACACACACACACACACACACACACACACACACAACCCCCCGCCCCCCCUCCCCAGGCCAGGGCCAGAGUGCAGCAGUAGAAGUAUAGCAGUUAUCUGUAUUCAAGUGCCCAUUCUACACAAGUGGCUAUGGUUGUGUUCAAGGAGAACCUCUACCCCGAGUUAUUCCUCCCCUGGACGCCAGCGGAUGGACGGGCGGAUGAGGACGGAUGAGGAUGGAUAGAGGACGUCCAGAAGGCUGGCCACUGCAGCCCACGGGGACCGCGGCAUUGUGGGACUUUAUCCAGACACUUUUUCUGAAGUUGAAGUCUUCCUCGUACAUGUGACUGAAAAAGGCGGAAAUCUCACAGCUCAGAUGCUGUCUUUGACCUCUUUGGUUUUUGUAUCGUAUCGUAUUUAACUUGGAGAUCUUUUAUAGAUUUUAGAGGACUGAUUAUACCCUGUGCUGGUGAGGGGAGUCUAAUCAAACACUGGUUUUCAGUGUUUAAAAUGGUAACCUGCCAGUUGUAUUAGGAAAGGGAUACGGAGUAAGUAUUUGCACUUGCUCUUAUCUUUAUGAAACAGCAUUAAGAUAAAUAUUGCAGUGUCCCUGCCCAAACUUCUUUUUGUGUAGCUUUCAGCUUUUAUUUUAUAGAAUGUUUUGCUGAGGGGGAAAAUGUGACAAGCCUUGGCACAGACUUUAAGUUCAGUGAAAUCAGUUUCAACUGAAGAAGCCUUUAAGUUGAAGUUACUUGCUCUUGUCAGCAGUUCAUGUCAUCAGACAAUGCAAUCCUCCUUAUGGAUAGAAGAAGCACCUUGAGUUAGAGAGUUGAACGUGAGUGUUCUGUACGUUUGUCUGUCAUUCAUUUUCUAGCCUAAUGUGGAAGUCUAUGGGGUCUGGAUGCUGGCAGUGGUAGGAUACAGUACAUACUAAACUGCAUAUUAGCAGAUGUAAGCAGGCCCAUUUCAUGUUUUAGGGUAGCUAAAGGUUGAAUUUACAGUUUUAUGAUGCACCACAUGGAUUCAUAGUUGUUACUUCAAGAAUGCAAAGCAUUGUCAUUGCCACUAUGAUAACCUUUACUUUUUUUUUACUAGAAUCAAUCAGACAAUCAUCAUGUGUUGGUGUCCUGAGGGGUAUUGGUUGACUGUAUGUAGAUACUCUAAUGCACUGAUGUAUUCAUAUCUCACUACUUUUAUUCUUAUGUUUUUUGUUAGUUUUUUCUUUUGUAUUCAACUCGCCAAACCUGUCAUGUACAUUUAGGCUUGAACAAGGUUCAUUAAGACCUCAGCCAAGUUACAAUUUUUUGUUUCUUUUAUUUUUUUUUUUAACAGCUGACGCUACUAUUUAUUGAUUUUCUUUUGUGUAAUUGUUUUGUUUCAUUUAUGGCAUGUUUAAGCGGUACAGUACAGCUUUCACUGUAGCAUAGAUCUACCGCACCAUACAGGCUUGCCCCUCUAUUAAACCCAAAUAUGCUUUCUCUUUGAAUUUGUACAUACAGUAUAGACAAGGACAUGUACAAAUUUUGAAAAAACACUUGAAUCAAUAUUCAUGGCUUUUUAAAAUUGUGUUUAUUCUUAAAGAAAUGUGUCAUUUCAAAACUGUUUUAUCUAAUCCGGAUGAUUUUUUUUAUGUGUCAGGAUUAAAUGAAAUUAAUUUUAUUUGUGCCAAGUUUGCUAUUCUUUUCAUCCUCACCCGAUGACCUUAGCUGUAAUACAGUUUUCUGGUUUUAUCGCUGUUUACAAACAUGUAUUUAUUGUGCUGUAUAUACUGUAUUAUUCUUAUUGAUAUCAUGAUGCUGUUUGUUGUAAAUGGUUGAUUCUUAUCAUCCCUUAUGGUGAUGGUGUGACUGAACUCCAUCUAGGUGAGAGAGUGUUUGUGACACAUGCUUCUUUAAUGUAAAAUGAUCCAUCGGUAUAUUGGCUUUCUGAGAUCUAGCUAGCUCAGAGGGGAGAGGGGAAAGCCAAAACUGUUUUUGUUUUGUUUUUCUAGAGAGUGAGCUGUUCCUUGGCCCAUGGGCUGUGCCUUAAAUUUAACAUGCCAUUUAUCUUUCUUUUUUUCUUAGCUUUCUAGUCCUCCUCUUUUUGCUGCAUUUGUUUGGAAUGGGUUGAUCUGAUUUGAACAUCGGAUUCUCCGUCCUCGGGGAUUUGAGUGAGAAUGUUGCCUAAAUUUUUCACAGCCAAAUAAACCCAACAUAUUCAACAAAUAUCACCACGGCAACGAUUCUUGUUCAAUUCUGUUGACAGAGAAUUGACUAUGGUCAGGUUUCAGCCCAUUUACCCUGGAGUGACUGAUAUGUGGCUUAUAGUAGAUAUAAAUAGGCCUGGUCUACAAACCUCAAUCCCUAUUCCCAAGACCUGUAUAGUAUAGGUGAAAGCAAUAUGGUGCUUGUUUCCCCUAAUCCCAGUCCUAAGGUUUGGAGGAGCUUGUCCGGUAUUGAUAGCCCCAUUUUGGAUUCUUUCAGAUCUACAACCACUAAGGGGGAUAGGAGGGGAUGGCUCUUGGAGAUGGGGCUUAUGGAGCACCAGGGCGUGGUGACACACCCGUGUGUCCAGUCACUGCUGCAUUUCUUUGGGCUGAGACACUGAGGGUGCUUCACCUGGCCUGGUCUCUGCCUCGCCUCCACCACAUGCAAUAUCUACAACCACUGACAUCUUUCUGCCAGAGACACAAAGCCUGGUAUUGAGAUGGAGAAUGCAGGAAGGGAUGUCAUCCCCCCAAAAAAAAACACGUCCCGAAAUUGAGAACUCUUAUUUUGACACGCAUACUGUAGAUUCUAAACAGCCCUGGACCAAUGGAAUUAGAGGGAUCUUUAACUUUUUGUGUUCUAUUUUUAUGGUAUGAAAGGAAUACACAAACUGUAACUUCAAAAAGAUCUCCAGGACAAUUAUUUUUGGUUUAUGUCUUUAGAAUGCCAACUUGUCUGGACGUUUCACGAGACAAUUAAAAGUUAUUUUAAUGGAUUCCUUGUUAAUUGCAGUCUAUUGGAUAGCACUGUAGACCAUAAAGACUUUCUGUAUAAAAAUGAAGAAAAAAAAAAAGUUUUUAUAUGCAACAAAUUAAAUAAAAGCAUGGGUUGAUUCUG
Hypomesus transpacificus is the source of this 9675-nucleotide messenger RNA. It is a transcript of the gene pde4d, whose product is annotated as phosphodiesterase 4D, cAMP-specific. Gene Ontology annotation, molecular function: 3',5'-cyclic-AMP phosphodiesterase activity. Gene Ontology annotation, biological process: signal transduction. Gene Ontology annotation, cellular component: perinuclear region of cytoplasm; nucleus; cytosol. The coding region runs from base 4093 to 6243 and encodes 716 amino acids. NCBI's taxonomy places the organism in Eukaryota, Metazoa, Chordata, Actinopteri, Osmeriformes, Osmeridae. The record is from RefSeq and is a predicted model, not a curated record. The transcript has 15 exons.